AUGAGUCUCGAUCGUCAGGAUGGGUCUCAGAAGAAAGAGCUGGAAAGUACCGCGAAGCCUGCAUUGCAGGGUCUGCAGUUGCCCUCUUCUUCCAGCCCGGUUGAGGUCUCCGUCCGCGAACCGCCGUCAUUCUUGCACCGGACGAAGAACAGGCUUGCCGAACCAGUCGUGGCCGCAUUCAUGGCCGGUGGAGUAGCCGGUGCAGUUUCUAGGACUAUUGUGUCACCACUGGAACGUUUGAAGAUCCUGCUUCAGGUCCAAACCGUCGGUCGAGAAGCCUACAAGUCGUCGAUCUGGAAGGCCCUCGUAAAAAUGGGACGUGAGGAAGGCUGGCGAGGCUUUUUGCGGGGUAACGGCACCAAUUGUAUUCGCAUCAUCCCUUACUCUGCCGUGCAGUUUGGAAGUUACAACUUCUACAAGAAAUUUGCCGAAUCACCUGAAGGUGAAAUGACCCCUAUGAGUCGCCUGAUUUGCGGUGGAAUCGCGGGCAUUACUUCGGUUACCGUCACGUACCCGUUGGAUAUCGUUCGUACGCGACUUUCGAUCCAGUCCGCUUCAUUUGCCGAGCUAGGUCAGCGAGACCAAAACCAAAAGCUGCCCGGCAUGUUCACCACGAUGGUCAGGAUAUACAAGACGGAAGGCGGCAUGAUUGCCCUCUAUCGUGGAAUCGUCCCCACCGUCGCUGGGGUGGCUCCUUACGUCGGACUGAACUUUAUGACAUAUGAGUCGGUGCGCAAGUAUCUUACUCCGGACGGAGAGAAGAACCCCAGUCCAUCUCGAAGAUUGUUGGCAGGGGCUAUCUCCGGUGCAGUGGCCCAAACAUGCACAUAUCCCUUUGAUGUGCUGCGGCGACGCUUCCAAAUCAACACCAUGUCCGGGAUGGGAUACAAAUAUUCCUCGAUCUGGGAUGCUGUGCGAAUGAUCGUGGCUGAGGAAGGGCUGCGAGGGCUCUUCAAGGGAAUCGGACCCAAUCUCCUGAAGGUUGCCCCCAGCAUGGCCAGCAGCUGGUUCAGCUUCGAGCUGACACGGGACUUCCUCGUCAGCAUGGGUGAUAGAGAUUAG
Penicillium cinerascens is the source of this 1062-nucleotide messenger RNA. RefSeq names its product putative mitochondrial carrier protein. The transcript has 5 exons. The record is from RefSeq and is a predicted model, not a curated record. The coding region runs from base 1 to 1062 and encodes 353 amino acids. Lineage: Eukaryota; Fungi; Ascomycota; Eurotiomycetes; Eurotiales; Aspergillaceae. Gene Ontology annotation, biological process: transmembrane transport.